GGCACCGGUGGGCCUGGGUGGGAGGUGGUGGGGGCAGGGAUCCCCCCAGGUUGUAGGGCUUAGGACGAGGGAGAGAUCCUGCCCUCCUGGGUGGGGCAUCCUCUACCCCCCCCCACCACACACCCACACACACACACAGGCCAUGACAGUCACAGAGAGGGGAAGAGAAAACAGGGACGGUGACACACGCAGAGAGAAGGAAGAGCAGACAGAGGUCCAGGGGGAGACCCCCACGCCCAGGAGGCCAGCCGGGAAUGUGGAGCCCAUGCUGGCCCCAGUGGAGGGAGCGGAUUUCCCCAGAGCCGGGAGGCAAGCCUGGGGCUCCCCCGCCCUGUCCCUGCCCGCCUCCCCGCCAUCUGUCCCGCUGCCAUCCCUCCAGGUGGGAGCCAUGCUCCUGAGCCCGGGCGAGGGGCCGGUGGCCGAGGGUGGGGGUCUGGGGCCGGGUGAGGAGGCCCCCAAGAAGAAACACCGGAGGAACCGCACGACCUUCACCACCUACCAGCUGCACCAGCUAGAGCGGGCGUUCGAGGCCUCCCACUACCCGGAUGUGUACAGCCGCGAGGAGCUGGCGGCCAAGGUGCACCUGCCUGAGGUGCGGGUACAGGUGUGGUUCCAGAACCGCCGGGCCAAGUGGCGGCGCCAGGAGCGGCUGGAGUCGGGCUCAGGCACUGUGACAGCCCCGAGACUCCCCGAGGCCCCAGCGCUGCCGUUCGCCCGCCCCCCGGCCGUGCCGCUGCCCCUGGAGCCCUGGCUGGGCCCCGGACCGCCAGCUGUGCCAGGCCUGCCCCGCCUCCUGGGCCCGGGCCCGGGGCUGCAAGCGUCCUUCUCGCCCCACGCCUUUGGUCCCCCCUUCGCGGACGGCUUCGCCCUGGAGGAGGCGUCUCUGCGGCUGCUGGCGAAGGAGCACGCGCAGCCCCUGGACAGGGCCUGGCCGCCAGCCUGAGCCUGCGCCCUCCCAGGCCCCUCCUCGGCCCCACCCGAGAGCCGGGGACGUGCCCUGGUGACAGCCACCACGCCUUGGGCUAGGCCGAGGUCACGGAGCAACCAUGGUCAGACCUGCCAUCACUGGGGAACGGGACCAGAGGGACAGCCUGCUGGGUCUCCGGCCCCCGGCCCGGUCCCCAUCCCCCACCCAUCACCACCCAUCCUGCUGGCAGCGGACGGGCCCUAAGUGUCAGGCAGGAGAUGUUCUGAGCAUUCCCAGGCCUGGGGCAGGGCCCUCCUCCCCUCCUCGGGCCUCAGUCUCCCCGUCUGUUAAGUGGGCAUAGGCGCGUCUGAGAUUCCCGGGCUGGGAGGCUGUGGGUGGCUGGGCUGAUGACUCUGUGACAUGAGUCUAAAUCUCUCUGCCUGCCCCUAAUCCCCGUCAGCAGAGACGCCUGCUCUCCAGGGCUCCCUGUCCCCAGGAGAUGACAAGUAACAGCAGCUCUGGCGAGCCUGGCCUCCACUCACCGUGUGCCCGCUGUGCCAGUGUCCCCCCUCCAGUCCGCCCUGGACCUCAGGCACGGCUGUCAGCCCACUCUACAGAGAGGGAAAGCGGGGCUCAGGCAGGAAGCCAGGUCCCCGCGGUUGCAUGGCCAGGAGUGGGUGGAGCUGCCUUUCAGACUGAUCCCCGUUCCCACCAUCCGAGGCACGGCAGCAGGUUCUGGAGGGAGGGUGGGUCCCGGGCCAGGGACUGGUGGGACCCUCAUGCAGAGGCAGGCGAGGCUGAGGCCGUGUCGUCAUUGUCAGCCUCUGCUCCCCACGUCCCCAGCGUCUCCAGGCCCUGUGCGUGUCCCCCAGUCCCGCAGGGGCACGGCCAGCACCUGCUCUGUCCACCCCGGUCGUAGGGCAGCAGGAGAGGCCGGAGCCACAGGACGGGACAGCCGGGGGCAGGGCCACCUCCCAGGCCAGGGUAGGAGCUGCAGCGGCCACCCUCCCUGCCUCCAGCCCAGGCUCCCAGAUCGCUCCCGGGUCACCGGCACACCCCAUCUCCAGGUGGCACCUCACACCAGUCCUGAGGCCCAACGUCCAGCCACCACCCAGCAUCACCGUGCGCCGGUCACUCGGGACACGGCAGUCAGCACAAGAAAGAUGUGCUCUUUAAAAGCUAAACCAGGCGCGGCGCAGCGGCUCAUGCCAGUAAUCCCAGUGCUUCGGGAGGCUGAGGCGGGAGGAUCGCUUGAGCCCAGGAGCUGGAGACCAGCCUGGGUGACACUGCAAGACCCUGUCUCCACGACACUUUCUGAAAUUUGCCGGGUGGGGUGGAGCACACCUGUCAUCCCAGCUACCCCAGAAGCUGAGGCAGGAGGAUGGCUGGAGACCCGAAGGUCGAGGCUGCAGUGA
Molecule: messenger RNA, 2322 nt
Organism: Sapajus apella (tufted capuchin)
Lineage: Eukaryota; Metazoa; Chordata; Mammalia; Primates; Cebidae
Gene: RAX2
Product: retina and anterior neural fold homeobox 2
Exons: 2
Coding region: 143-943 (266 amino acids)
Biological process (GO): positive regulation of transcription by RNA polymerase II
Molecular function (GO): DNA-binding transcription factor activity, RNA polymerase II-specific; RNA polymerase II cis-regulatory region sequence-specific DNA binding
Source: RefSeq, a predicted model, not a curated record